AUGAUGACCAUCACCGCCUACCCAUUCCGCUUCUUCCCCUCUUGCGUCUUCCUUCUGGGCACCCUGUUUAUCAUGUCCGUGGAGUACUGGCGAAUCUUCCCUGGGCUCUACCUCCUACCGACCUAUGGCGACCUGUGGUACUUCUUCUGCUUCAACCUCCUGCGGCAGUUCUACUCCUUCCAGGAGGAGAAGCUGUUUCGCACGCAGCACGCAGCGGGAUGUGCCGUGGAGAAAGUCAUGACUCGUGUCCACAGCAUCCUCGACACCAUGAUGCCAAAACAGGUCGUGAAGGAGAUCGCGGAGAAUCCUGACGUCCCCCUGCCAUCGCACAAGUACCGCAUGGCCACGAUUGGGGUCCUGUAG
Molecule: messenger RNA, 363 nt
Organism: Symbiodinium natans
Lineage: Eukaryota; Dinophyceae; Suessiales; Symbiodiniaceae
Source: the annotation of a GenBank genome assembly